Messenger RNA from Blepharisma stoltei, 8178 nucleotides. The record is from the annotation of a GenBank genome assembly. Lineage: Eukaryota; Ciliophora; Heterotrichea; Heterotrichida; Blepharismidae.
AUGAACUUAGAUUCCAAAGAAGAUUUGCUGGAGAGCAAUGACGCUUUAAAAUUCCAAUACAAGAAAUCAUCCUUUGAGAAACAAAAAAGUCGCAUUUUUAAGCUAUUUGGAAAAAUUUUAAAAGCAAAAUACAAUUCAAGCUACAAGUUAAAGUCUCAAAUAGCAAUAGAAGUCCUCCUCAAUGCUAUAAUUUCUCUUCAAUUAAUUGCUUUGGCUUGAUACCCAAAUAUGAGCAUUUCAGGAUGAAGUAGCUAUUCAAAGUUUUGGGACACAAUCAGCAUUUUUAACAUAAGCAAUUUUUGUGGCACCUAUGAGAUUACUGAUUACUGUUUUCAUGGGAUUGCCUCCAUUUUAUGCUUCUGCUUACUUCCCCCAUCCUUGAUCAAACGAUUGACUGUAAAAAAUUCCUAAAAAAUUGGGAAAAUUAACCCCUAUCCUUGAUCGAACGAUUUUCAUAUCAUGGAAAUUUCUAUAUAUAAGUAUCAAAAGCCUGGGAGAUGUGUCUAAUGAAGUUGUUGUCAGAGUCUUUAAGACGACAAAAAGCUACGGAAUAAACCAUCCGAAGUGCUUUGUCAUCAAUCUAGGCUUAAAAACUCAAUAAUCUAAAAAAUAGAGAUUCUUUAAAAUUUAAAAAUUUUUAAUUUAAUAAAAACAAAUUAAAAUUAUACAGUUUUAAAGGGGUAACCAAUAAGAAAAAUAUUAAAAAUUGGUAUUUUUUUAUAAAAUUAAUUCAAUUUUUUGCUGUAAAAAUAAUUAUUAAAUACUCUUAACCCUCUUAUUAAAAAAUAUAUAUAAAAAAAAAUAUAUUUUUUAUUUUAUAUAUAAAUUUUUUUUUCCCAAAAAAAUGUUUUUUUAACCCCCAUCCUUGAUCGAACGAUGGCGAGCCUUUCGAUCAAAGAUGGGGGGGAAGCUAGUAACAUUUUUAGGAAUGUUCUUUAUUGGAUAUACAAAGUAUGAAAUUCCAAGGAUUUUAUUUUGGGUAUUAAGAAACUUAUUGCUAUUUUGUGUUACAGUCUUGUAUAUACCUUCAUUAAUUGAGCUUACAUUGGGUUUUAAAUAUUCCACUUUUAGCUAUGAGAAAAUUGGUGAAUAUCCAAGCAAUAAAAAUUCCGAAAUUCUAAAUAAAGGGUCCAUGGGAACUAUAAUGGGUAUCAUUUUGAUACCAUUUUUGGUAUUUAUAGCUUAUUUUUGAGAACUAUUCACGACAGAUACAAAGCAUAUCCUCUGAGAUAAGGAUUUAAAUGCAAGGUCACACUCAGCAGUUGAUUUAAAAUUUCUAGCGUUCAAGACCUUAUUCAGUAUCUGCUAUAUAUUAAUUGGGAAUGACAAUAUUGUUACAUAUCAGAUGAUUUUCAUGGUUUUUUCUUUCUGAAUAUUUUUAGAAUAUUUGAUGAAAUUGCCAUAUUAUAAUAUUAUUGAAAACUCAAUAAAAUCUUGUAAGCUGCUAUUAGUAUCUGUAUCAUUAUUAGCAGUUUUAUUAGGAACUAUGAUAGAUAAUGCAGGAAUUAUUUGUAUGCUUACUCCCCCCUCCGUGAGUGAACAAAAAAAUUUUGUUCGGGUUAAUGUUUUUUCGAAAUUUAAAAAAAAACUCACUUCUAUAAAAUUGGAAAGCAAAUAUUAAUUUAAUUUGUAAAAAUUUAUGUUCUAAAACACAAUCUGUUUAAAAUUAAAUAGAAUUAGCUCGAGAUUUCAUUAUACUAAUUAUCACUUAUAUACCACAAUUUUUUCACUCAGGAGGAUGGGGUUUUUUGGGGAAAAAAUAGGAUUUUUCCAAUGGUUUUGUUCGCUCACGGAAGGGGGAGCUAGCUUUUUUGUGCAGCCUGUGAUGAUUAUAAUUAAUUGCUGUAUUAUAUAUACUAACUCCCCCCCUCCGUGAGUGAACAAAAAAAAUUUUGUUCACUUACGGAGGGGGAUUAAAUUUUUUUUUUAAAAAAAUUUAUAUAUAAAUUUUAUAAAAAAUUUUUUUUUUCAAAAUUUAAAAAAAUCCUAAUUCGCAAAAAUUGGAAAUCAAAUAUUAAUUUAACUUAUAAAAUUUAUGUUUUAAAAAGCAAUUCGUUUAAAAUUUAUGUUUUAAAAAGCAAUUCGUUUAAAAUUAAACAGAAUUAGCUCUAGAUUUCAUUAUAAUAAUUAUCAUUUAUAUAUCAAAUUUUUUUUCCAUAAAAAAUUUUUCUAUUAAAAAAUUUUUGUUCACUCACGGAGGGUGGGUUUUUGGGCAAAAAAUAGCGAUUUUUCUAAUGGUUUUGUUCACUCACGGAGGGGGGAGUAAAUAUAAUUACUUGAAAAAAUCUCCUGUAAGCUUUCAGAAUCAACUCUAUUUUGAAAGAACAAUUAGACACCUGCUAUGUAGUAAAAAUUUGGAAAAUAAAUUUGAAAUAAUUGAUUAUUUUACUGCAUGCUACACUAAUAAAAGGCUAAUUAAAGAUAAACUAAUUGUGGUUUGGGAAGUCAACUAUUGUGUAUUUUCAAUGAAAAACGAAAGGCUAGGAAGAAUAAAGUUAGCAAAAGCAAGCUCGAUAAUUCCUACAGUUGAAGGGGAUAUACAAGAAUGAAUCGCUAAUAAAAUUAUUGAUAAAAGGGACAAAUCUUCAAUAGACUCUCAUUAUAUAGAAUACUUAGAAAACCUUCAUAGAGUAAAACACCAAGAUGAAGAAAUUUGCUAUGAAUUAAUUGAUCUGUGAUCAGAACUCUGAGAAAAAAAUCCAAAAUAUGAUAAAUUAUUUAAAUUUGCAACCAGAAGUGCCGAACUUUUGACUAUCCUUAAAGAAUUAUAUGCAAAGCUUAUUAAAAAGCAUAAGCAUUUAGAGCUUUUUGAUCUUUAUGUUUCGUUCCUAGAAAGCAUAUUAGGGGAAAUUGGUCAGGCGAAUGUUAUAAAUAGAUUUAAAAGCAGCCUAAACCAUCAAUGAGAUUUCACAACCGGAGAUGAAUCUAAAGUAGCCUCAUUAGAAGAAAGCUUACUCCCCCGAGUGAACAAAAAUUUUGUUGACUCACGGUUAAUUUUUUUUCGAAAUUUUAAAACAAUACUAAUUUUCAAAAAUUGGAAAGCAAAUAUUAAUUUUAUUUAUAAAAUUUAUGUUUUAAAGCGCAAUUUUGUUAAAAUUAAAACAAAAUUAACUCGAGAUUUCAUUAUAAUAGUUAUCACUUAUAUAUCAAUUCAUUUUUUCAUAAAAAAUUUUUUUUCUAUUAAAACAAUUUUUGUUUAUCACGUAAGGUGGUUUUUUGGGCAAAAAAUAGCGAUUUUUCAAAUGUUUUUGUUCACUCACGGGGGGGAGCUAGGCAUUAUUCUUAUAUCAGCUAACGAAAGCUCAUUUGGAUUAAUUGCACAAAUCAACGCAAGAGCUUGCCAAAUGCUAAAAGGAACUGCUUCGGACCUAAUUGGCACUCAUUUGUCUUACUAUAUUCCUUAUCCUUAUCUUACCGACCAUGAUGAUUAUAUGAGACAGUUUUAUACCAAUUAUUCUUUGGAAGAAAUAACUCAUAUGGGCUGAUUUUUCUUAAAAAAUGCUCGAGGAUUUCUAAUUGAAUGUGGAAUCUUAAUAAAAUUAUCUGCUUUUCAUAGCAAUGCUUAUUUUUUAGUGUCUUUAGCACCAAGAAAUUCAAGCCGGCAACUAGCACUUAUAUCAGAAAAUGGCAUAAUUCAGAACUAUACAGAGCUCUUCCCUCAUUAUAUAGGGACAGAUAUUUAUAAUAUUAGGGGCUAUUGCAUAUCAGAGUUUAUCCCUGGCUUAGAAAUAUCAGAAAUGGAGCUUUUCGAGCCAUUUAUCAUUGAAAAUAGUGGAAGGGAAAUUGCUAUUAUUCAUAUAAUAAAGCAAUUAAGAACAACAACUAUUCAUAUGCUUGUCGUUUCUCAUACUGAAAAAGAAAUCCAAUCGUGAAAGAAUAGGCAGGAAAUUGAUCAAAUUGAAUAUUUAAAGAAAAUUCAACUGUUUAACUAUGAAGAGGAAGAAAAAUUAAGCAGCGGCAUAGCAAUAAAUCACUCACUCCCCCAUUAAGUUGGAACUAAAAAUUUUGCUCCAAUUUAAAGGGGGGUAAGAAAAAUUAUUUUAUAAACAAAAUCAAUAUAAAAUUUUUUAUAAAAAAAAUAAAUUUCAAAAAUUUAUCAAAUUAGAUUAAUGAAUUUGUUUAAUAAAAUGCUAUUAACUCUUUUUCCUUUAAAACAAAGCAAGAUAUAACUAAAUUUUCAUUAUUAGUUAAUACGCUACUAUUAAUUGACAUCAAAACUAUUUACACAAAAAAUUAUUAUUUUUAUUGAUAAAAAACAAAUUAAAAAAAAAAAAUUUUAGAAAAUUUAUUGAUCAAAGUGCUAAUUUUGUUUAAAUAAGAUGCCAUUUAUACUCUAUUCUUUAAAAUAAAAUAAGAAAUAAGUAAAUUUUUAAUUUUUGUAAAGAAUUCGCAUGUAAUUUAUAUCAAAAUUAUAAAAAAUAUUAUUUUUAUCUAAAAAAUAGAAAUGUUUUAAAAAGUUCAAAACAAAAAUUUUUAAAUUUUUUUUUAAAAUUUUGCAAUUAAAGAUAAUAAAUUUAUUUAAAUAAGAUGCUCUUUAUACUCUCUUCUUUAAGCAAGAGCAAGAUAUAACUAAAUUUUUAAUUUUAUUUAAGAAGAAACAUUUAACUUAUAUGAAAACCUUUUGCGUAAAAAUUGUGAUUUUUAUCCAUAAAAUUUUUUAUUAUAAAAUUGAUUUUGUUCCAAUUAAAAGGGGGUUAAUUACCAAAAAAAUGGAAAUUUUAUCUAUAUUUUGUUCCAAUUUAAAGGGGGGGGAGUCAGAAAUAGAUAUAAGUGUAAAAUUUCAGAAAACACCGUCUUUUACUUCAAUAGUCCAUGCUGAAAGCAAUAUAUUCCUAAACGAAUCUCCAAGUGAAAACUUUACAUUAAUAGAAAACAAUGAAGGAAAGCUAGCGCAAAACAUGCUAAGCGGCAGCUUAUCAAACGUAUCAACGUCAAAUUUUUAUUCAUCAGUUUCAUAUAAAUGCAUUGAAACUUUAUCCAGAAACCUGAAACACUACCAAUGAAUUUUAGUAUUUUGUGUAAUCCUUAUAUAGAUAAUGGCAGUAAUUGGCACAAAUAUAGCAAUUUUAGGCUAUAUAUACCAAGAUGCUAAUCAUACAAACAGCCUUAAUGUUUUUUCUCAUUUUGGCAAUUUAAUGUUUUAUUUGGUAGAUUCUGCUGAUCUAGCUAGAAGCUUAGACAGCGAGAUACGAAAUGGGAUAUAUAACCUAACAAGAGACCGAGCUCGAUUUAAUUCUACUAUCAAUGAGCUUAAAAAGCUAACUCCCCCCCCCCCCCUCCGUGAGCGAACAAAAAAAUUUUGUUCGCUCACGGAGGGGGGUUAAUUUUUUUUUUUUAAAAAAAAUUUAUAUAUAAAUUUUAUAAAAAAUAUUUUUUUCGAAAUUUAAAAAAAUCCUAAUUUGCAAAAAUUGGGAAGCAAAUAUUAAUUUAAUUUGCAAAAUUUAUGUUUUAAAACGCAAUUUGUUUAAAAUUAAACAGAAUUAGCUCUAGAUUUCAUUAUACUAAUUAUCACUUAUAUAUCAAAAUUUUUUUCCAUUAAAAUUUUUUCUAUUAAAAAAAUUUUUGUUCACUCACGGAGGGUGGGUUUUUGGUCAAAAAAUGGCGAUUUUUCUAAUGGUUUUGUUCGCUCACGGAGGGGGGGGGGGGAGUAAGGGAGUUUAUUUUAUCUGACUAUGAGGAUUGAAGAUAUUGCUCAAGCUCAGACUUGAUAAUAGACAAUUUGAUCCCUGUAUGAACUUCUAGUCAAAUAAAAAAAUACAAUUUUUACGAUGAAGUUGAUAUAUUUAUUCAACAUGGUGAAAGCUUAUUAGAUAUGAUCGAUAGUGGAAGUGCAUACUCUACUGAUGAAGCGAAAUUUUUUGGACUAAAUAGCUUUGGGUAUACAUAUGAAUUUACUCAUCAAGCAAUGCUUAAUUUGAGAGAUUGCGAAGUUGAUAGAGUAAAAGGGCUUGGAAGGUAUAUAACUGCAUGGAUAUUUAUAGGCACUGCUCUAUUAGGAAUAUUCAUAGGAGUAUUAAUAGUGUAUGUGAUUUAUAUGAAUCAUAACUAUGAUAAAUUUUGGGAAUUUUUUAAAAAAAAUCUACAAGUUUCUUAUAUAGAUCUAAGAAUUGUUUGCGUUGAAAGGCUUUGAAAAAUACAUGGAAUUGACUACAAGAGAGAUUACUUUGAAGAGGGAUCUGAAAGCAAAGAUGCAAAAGCAAUCAAAUCAAAAAUGUAUGUUCGAUAUAUUUUAAGGCUUUCUAUAUUUUUAAUUAUUGCUUUAACCUAUUAUCUAUACAUUAAAUGGUGUGGUGAACCAAACAACACUCUUAACGUGAGCUGGCACUUCUCAGGCGCGUAGGAAAGGAAGGAUAGUAUUCGUGAAUGCAUCUCGGCCAGAUUUUUUCCUCUUUUGGAAAAGAAAUAUCGGGUUAGCCGACAGCAAGCUUUUCCAGAUCCAGGAUUUUGGCUUAGAGGGAUUGGGGUAUGAAAGUUGGAAAGUGGUCUCCCACAGAGCUAGCCGUAUGCAUUUGAACAAUUGGGACUAUUACCUAACACCAACCAGAAGUUACGCCCUUGACUUUGGAUUUCCAUUUUGGUUGAGAGUCAACUAGAAAUUCAACGAUUUGAAUUUUACAUAGUGGGCAACCUUGGCUGAUGUACUGUGUGGCGACGCGACGUACCCAACUAUCGGAGAGCGAGUGCACGCCCUAGUCUGACAGGAAAAACUUUUGUGAGGUCAUGCAAGAACUGUAAAUUAGGUAAGGGAGCGUUACGGAUGAAGAUAGUCAUUAGAAUUACUGCUGGCUUCUCAAUAAGUAUUAAUAAUAUGAUAUAACUUAACCUAUUAUAUUAUCUUGAAAUAUUAUUUGUACGACCAAUGCGAAAGUUUUCUCAUAAAUAGACCAAAUCUGCUAAUAGAUCUCAUAUCAAAAAGAACAUUAUUAUCUCGUAUGAGUGUGUUUGCAAGAGAUAUUUCAUCUACAAGCAAUAUAAAAUGGUUUCCAAAUACAUAUGGAGUUGCCAAUUCGAAUUUAGAAUUUACUGUAAGUAAUGAAAAAUUUAAAGCUGCCAAUUCACAACUUAGAAACACAAAUUUUUUAAGGUUAAUUCAAAAUGAUAUGAAAGCUCAAAUAUUUGAAGGCUUAGAUACCACCGACCCAUAUUUAAGGCAAGGAACGUAUGCAGCUUCUAAUAUUGCAUAUAUAGAUGCAAAAUUUGCUUCGAAUCCUAUAGAUAUAAAAGACAUCGUAUCUUCACACAACGACUAUUUCAUAACGACUUGUUUUUUUGGCCUAUUUUUUUCACCUAUUUUUUUUUCACCUAUUUUUUUUUGCCUAUUUUUCUUGGCCUAUUUUUCUUGGCCUUUUUUUUUUUGUCCUAUUUUUUUUUAGCCUAUGUUUUUUUGCCUAUUUUUUUUAAGCCUAUUUUUUUUGGCCUAAUUUUUUAGCCUUUUUUUUGGCAAUUUUUUAGCUAUUUUUUAUAAUAUUUGGGCCUAAUACCAUACUAAUUAUUUUAAUAUAAUUUUUAAUGUAUUUUAAACGAUUUUACCAACAAAAAAAUUCACCCUUAAUAGACCUCUUACUCGAUGAAUACUAAUUCAUUGCUUUUUAAAUUUCGAGAAUUUAGAUUUAAUUAGGAGAUAUCCACUUAAUUUACUCAAUAUUAAUCGCGUAAAGAAAUGUUUCCGUUUUUCAAUAAAGUUUUAGUUCUCUCAGCAGCUUCAUGAAUAAGCAGGGGCAAAAAAAACCAAAAAAAAAUAGGUGAAAAAAAAUAGGCUAAAAAAAAAUAGGCCAAAAAAAAAUAGGCCAAAAAAAUAGGUGAGAAAAAAUAGGCCAAAAAAAAAAUAGGUCAAAAAAAUAGGUCAAAAAAAAAGAGUCGUUAUGAAAUAGGCGUCGUGUGAAGUAACCAAAAGACAUUAUUAUAUUGGAAAACUACAUAUCAAUUGAAGUAGCUCUUCAAAGCUCUUUGGGAGUUGAAUACGAUGCUAUUGAUCAUGGCUCAAAACAAAUCAUAAACCAUGAAUUAAAUUUAAUUAUAUAUGUGACCGUAGCUUUCUCAUUAGCUUUAGUAUUGGUUUUUACAUUUUUUUACCUUCCUUUUAUUUUUAAUGAAAAAAAAUCGCUGAUAAAGCUUAAAGUUCUGAUGUCAAUUGUACCAAAUUCCAAGCUGGACUCAAAGGCUGAACUUAUAAAAUAA